AUGCCCCCAAUGCCGCCCUCUUGCGGCCUCGUCGCCGCCCUCUCGCGGCCCCGUCGCCGCCCUCUUGCGGACCUGUUGCCGCCCUCUCAUGGCCCCGUCGCCGCCCUCUUGCGGCCUCGUCGCAGCCCUCUUGCGGCCUCGUCGCCGCCCUCUCGCGGCCCCGUCGCUGCCCUCUCGCGGCCCCGUCGCCGCCCUCUUGCGGCCCCGUCGCCGCCCUCUUACGGCCCCGUUGACGUCCCGGCCCCUUCACCGCCGAGCCUCCGAGCAGCCGAGCCGCCGAGUCGCCUGCAGCCGAGCCGCCGAGCAGCCGAGCCGCCGAGCAGCCGAGCCGCCGAGGCCGCCGUCGAGCCGCCACUGCCUCUGUCGAGCCGCUGCCACCGCUGUUGCAUCCCUAUUUCUACCGGCAGGCCCCAUCCCUACCCACCCGGACUGUGCGAUAGGGCAGACGGACUCUCCCUGUUCGAUCUCACCUCUGGUGCCUCUCCUGCCCCGCCUGCUGAUGCUGACAGCACUGUUCGCUCACAGUGGGCCACGCGCGAUGCUGCUGCCCGUCUUGCUGUGCGUCGCCACUUACCGAGCGCUCAGCGAGCGCACUUUAGUCAGUACAAGAGUGCUAAGACCUUGGACCACUUCCUCUCUGUUCGCCCCACCACACUCACCCUUGACCUCCACAAGGAGCGCCUCCUGGCAGUUGAGAAGAGUACAGUCGCUGUAGGAGCCUCUAGAGGUGACCUACGUGCCCCUGUCUUUGAGGGGUGCUCCCCCUCCCCCCUUUUGCCCUCUGUUGCCUCUUCUGCUUCCGUCGACUUCGUUGGCACCGAGUCGGUCGGCGCUGCGUCUGCCCCUAGCGGGUGA
Closterium sp. NIES-65 is the source of this 855-nucleotide messenger RNA. Lineage: Eukaryota; Viridiplantae; Streptophyta; Zygnematophyceae; Desmidiales; Closteriaceae. The record is from the annotation of a GenBank genome assembly.